Parasteatoda tepidariorum (common house spider) is the source of this 2253-nucleotide messenger RNA. The record is from RefSeq and is a predicted model, not a curated record. NCBI's taxonomy places the organism in Eukaryota, Metazoa, Arthropoda, Arachnida, Araneae, Theridiidae.
CCAGAAGCGAAAUUGUACAUGCAAACAAGAAUCUUAUUAGAGAAAUUUUUAUUCUCAUUCACAUCAGCGAAUUUUUUGCAUCUAGCGAGAACGGUUCGUUAAAUUUUGUCUAUCAAUCCAUCACUUUAUAAUUGAUGUUUACUUGUUUUUGCAAACUAGGGAUGCGAGGAGAGGUCUUUUUUGUAGUACAUAUAAGUUUCUAAACAAUGUGAUGUUGCUUUCAAAAAUUUAGAAUAUUAAAAAAAUAUGUAUUUGCUGUUUAUCUUUUAAACUGAAAUUACAGUUGCUAAUUUACAAUGGCUACUUGCGACAGUGACAAAACAUACUCUUGUACCGAGUGCGAUAAAAGUUUUAAGUUCUUAAGUGUGUUGAAAAAUCAUGUAACAGUACAUUCUUCUGAUCGUCUUUACUCGUGCAAUGAGUGUGGUAAAACUUUUAAGAGCAUAUAUGUCUUGAAUCGGCACAAAGUAAUUCAUACUUCUUAUCGUCCACAUUCCUGCAAUAAUUGCGAUAAAACUUUCAAGCGUUUAGAUGAGUUAAAAAAACACGAAACAAUUCAUUCCUCUGAUCGUCCCUACUCGUGUGAUGUAUGUAAAUUGGCUUUUAGUCAUAAAGAUUUCUUGAAGCAACAUUAUGUGUCACAUUCUGCAGAAAAACCAUAUGUUUGUGAAAUAUGCCAAAACAGCUUUCGACGAAAAGCACACUUAAAACAACACUAUCUUUCACAUUCUGAUGAAAAAACACAUUCUUGUGAGUCAUGUGGUAAAACAUUUCAUAAUGCAAUUAAUUUACAAAAACACCAAAUAACACACUCUUUAGUAAAGCAAUUUUCUUGUGAACUGUGCGAGUCUAAAUUCCAUCUUCGGAGCGCUCUGAGAGAUCAUUAUCGUACUCAUACAAACGAAAAACCAUACAUCUGUGAAACGUGUGGGAAAAAAUUCAGUCGUGGUUCUUAUUUGAGAGAACAUUUAAAAAUACAUGCCAAUGAAAUGUGCUAUUCUUGUGAAAUUUGUGGUAGACGUUUUAAUAUAAAAAAGUACCUAAAAGUACAUUACCGUACUCAUGUGAAAAUACGGUUUCCGUGUGAAGUUUGUGGAAAAGGUUUUAGUCGGAAACAGUAUUUAGCUAAGCAUAUGAAUAGCCAUUAAAAGCUUAAUACACGAGGAUGGAGUUGCCCAAGUUGGAAAAGGAGGAAGUGGACCAUUUGACGUGCUUGAGCUUGCCAGAAUCAGUCUUAUCACCUUGCAUUUGGAGCAUGCAUUUAAUCUUUGUGAAGGAAGGUCGGAAAUAACAUAAAUCACGAUGAUGUCAAUACGAUAACUUGAAUCAUGAUAAAUCAAUAAUAAAUCAUUAAAUGACGUAAAAAUAAAUGUUAAUUUUAAAAAUUAAAUUUUUUAUUGAUUUAAAUUCUGGCUCUAAAAUGUAAAAUAUAUCAAAAAAAUAUUCUGAAAGAGUUUGCUGUUGCCUUAAAUCAACAUAGCAAACUAUUCUGAAACAUUUAGAUGAAUCGGGUUUUUCGGGAAAUUUUAUAUUGAGUAAGGUAAUCAUUUUAUACUAUAAAUGCAGUUAACCUUCAUUCACUUUUGUAUUUGUUCAUAGUAAAAGUUUCUAACUACCAAUUAGUUUAAAAGUAAGUGAUUUAUAUUUAGGGAAAUUACCCUACUUAAUAAAAUUCAUGAUGCAAAUUUGAAGUUGGUGAAAUCAUAUAAUUUUGAGUGUGCCUAAAAUGACCAAUAACCUAAAAAAUCAAUUAUAAAAGUGGAAGGAUUGCGAAAUGUGAUCUAGUCUCUCAAAGUUUCAAAAUUAUUUAUACAUUUUUCAGCGGAAACACUGUUGCUUUAUGCCAGACUGAUCCAAAUGAAAAAUUUGCAGGAGUGUCUGUUAAUUUUAUCCUUAAACUAUUCCACAUUGUUGCUUGUAAUGAAGGUUGUACAAUAAUAAAACAUUGAUUUUUUUGUUUUUUACCUUAACAAUGUCUUCUGUUGACAGAAUUUGUAACUAAUGUUGAAACUUGGGUGAAAUUUAAUGGAUGGUUCCCUAAGCAUGGCUCAAAUCAUGGUACAUUUCUAUUUCUUUCAAUUUUUUUUACGGAUUUUUCAUAUUAAUAGUCAUUUGUGUGGUGCCAGUUGAUAUUAUGUAGGAUUUUCAUUAUUGUGGACCUCUGUUUAGAGCUUCUGGCUCGGCAUCGAUCCGCAGACCGACGUUUGAGAAACAAUGAAGUUAUUAACUUAAUGUUUUGAAGUGAAUAUGACU